AUGAAGUAUUGUUUCAUAACAGAACCCUCUAUACCCGGAGCUAAGGUUGAUCCCAAUUUUCGGGAAAUACAAAAACAAGCACGUAGCAAUUCCAUAGUCGAGCCUAUAGUUAAAGUACAAUUUCCUCCGUCAAUUGAUGAAAAAAUUUUUAUCAAGUCCAGAAAAGUUGGUUCUUAUCCUUCAAAGGCUCCAAAUCCUUUUUUCUUUUAUAGAAAACAAUAUGUAUUACAAUUAAAAGACUCAGGGAAAUCAUAUCCAAUGACUGAUAUUUCAUGUCAUGUUUCGCGUUCAUGGAAAAACGAACCCGAAUACGUCAGAGAAUAUUAUAAGGAACUCUCUAAAAAGGCUUCUGUGUUAGUAGAAGCGCACAGGAAAGAUCCUUACACUGUUAGGAAACCGAAAAGAAAAAAGUCUCCUAGGUCAUCAAAUAAAAAAAGUAAGAAGGACACAUAUUCACUCCAACAACCUUCAUCUUUGAUUGACACGACUAUCGCGCCACAACAUGAUCAAAUUAUUAAUGCCGGAUACAUUAAUAAUAUUCACCUUAAUCAUAAUAAUAUUAACCCUGUUAACAAUCUCGUCGAUUGUGAUCUCUUGUAUUUUGAUCCUA
Messenger RNA from Racocetra persica, 610 nucleotides. Lineage: Eukaryota; Fungi; Glomeromycota; Glomeromycetes; Diversisporales; Gigasporaceae. The record is from the annotation of a GenBank genome assembly.